UCGGCCCAAGCUCAGAGCCUCCGUAAAAAUAUUCAAUUAUAAAUUGAAGUAGCCCACUCAGCGUUGUUUUUGAGAGCAAAAUUCUGAUUUGUGUAUCAGCAAAUCGAUAAACACUGAAGAUGGAUUGUGAAGGAUCUAUCAGGCCGAUUAGCGACCUACCAGUGGGCUCUCGAGGCGCGCCAUGCCUCCCAAGAAGAAGGGUCGCAAGAAGGAGCAGCCGCCGCUGUCCGUGCAGGGCCUGCUGCACCUGGAGGCCUCGUUCGUGGCCCCCACGGACGGCGUCACGCUGGCCACCGUCGCGCCCGGCUCGUGCUACGGCUACGGGGAGGGGGCGGGACACAUCCCCGCGGAGGCCGAGACGGACCCGGCGGCCGGCCCGCUGCCCGGACCGCACGGCGACUCGCCGGUGGCCGCGGCCGGACCGCCGCCGCCGCCAGCAGACCAGCCGCCCACAGGGAUCCCUAACGGAGAGAUACCGGUGCCGCCGCCGCCGCUACCGCCGGCGACCCUCGCACAGCCGCCGCUGCCGCCGUCCCACCCGAACGGACCCGGCGCUCAUGGUCAGCCGGAGUUUGCGGCGAGCGGUGGGGCUGGGGAUGCUGCGCCGCCUGCAGCGAUCGUCCCCAACGGACACCCUACCGCUGUGAGCGGCGGGGCUCCCCACCCGCCGGCCUCCCAGUUGGCCCCGCAGACCGGCCUGCUCCCGCCACUGGCAGCCGCCCCGGUGUCUGAGAUCCCGACCCCGACCGCCACAGUCGGCCAGGCGGUGAUCCGCGCCGCUCCCGCCCUGCUCCCGCCUCCUCCCCCGCCGCCGCUGCCACCUCCGCUGCCGGAGGACCUCAGCGGCGGCGGCAUGGACGCGGCCAGUGCCGUGGUGUCUGGAGAGCUCAGCACUCGACAGCUAGUGGCAGCCGCGGCGGCGGCGGCCGACCCGUCGGGCCACUGGUGCAGCGGCGCUCAGCACCCGCAGGCCGCCCCCGCCCCCGCCCCUGCCGCCGCCCCCGCAGCGGUCACGGCGCCGCCCGCGGAGCCCCAUCCCGAGUCGACGGCUGCCGACGGGCUGCUGCAGCACUACUGGCAGUUUGUGCGGGAGAACCAGUACGACUUCAACGGCUGGACCUACCUGCUGCAGCACGUCGAGAAACAGACGAACCUGGAUGCGAUUCGGGCGGUGUAUAACGCGUUCCUGCCUCUCUAUCCGUACUGCUACGCCUACUGGAAAAAGUACGCCGAACUGGAGCAGCGCAGCGGAUAUGCAGACAGGGCGCGUCAGAUCCUGGAGCGGGCCGUGCGCGCCAUUCCGCUAUCUGUGGACCUGUGGAUGUGCCUGCUGAACCUCGUCAGGGAAAUGGUCAAAGGACAGAAGACGGCACAGGAGCAGACCAGAGAGCUGUGUGAGCGGGCGGUGCGCUCGGCGGGCUCCCAGUUUCGCUCAGACGCCCUCUGGGAGUGUGUUAUCCAGUGGGAGGCGAGCCAAAGCACACUGAGCGGCGUCACUGCCAUCUACCGGCGGCUGCUGAAAAUACCCACGCGGCUCUACAACCGACACUGGGACAAUUUUCUGCAGCACGUGCGUGACUACCACCCCCGGGACAUCCUGGAGCGGGACGAGUACAUGGCUCUGCGGCGCCAGUGCUGCAUCGACCUGGACAUGGCCUACCGGGAGGAGCCCGCCUUCGAGCUGCCCGAGCCCGUCAAGACGCCAAAGCCCGAGGUGAAGCUGAUCAGCGCCAUCAAGGAGAAACUGGUGGCCGACAUGGUCGCCGUCCACGAACAAACGGAGAAGAGGGUGGAGAAACGCUGGAAACUCGAGGACAAGAUCAAGCGGCCGUACUUCCACGUGAUCCCGCUGGACAAGCGGCAGCUGCGCGCCUGGCGCGAGUACCUGGAGCUGGAGGCGGCUGACGGCGACCACCACUCGCUGGUACAGCUCUACGAGCGCUGUCUGAUCUCCUGCGCCCAGUACGAGGAGUUCUGGAUGCAGUACGCCCGGUACCUGGAGCGACAACUGCCGACGGCCGGCGGCAAGGAUAAACCUCAGACCUCCGCCGCGGCUGGGUCGACCGGCGCCCCGUCUGCCCCGCCUGCUGCGGCGGCCGGCGCGGCCGAUGACGCCGCCGUGCAGCGGCUGCUGACGGCCGACCAGUCGGGACGCGCCGGCGCCCCCUCCUUCGAGACCGAGUCGCAGCAGCUGCCGGAGGAGCGGUCCGACGUCGGCGCCGGUUUCACGCCGCUCGAGGACCCGGCCGACGCCGUGCGGGAGGUGUACAAGCGCGCCUGUCUGGUGCACUGUCCCACCAAGCCCAACGUGCGCAUGCAGUGGGCGGCGUUCGAGGAGAGCGUUGGCCACGCGGGCACGGCCGUGCAGCUGCUCGGCCAAGUACUGGCCAGUUUCCCGGCGGCCGUACGGCCGUGGCUGCAGCUAAUCGGACUCGAGCGGCGGCGGAAUAACCUGGAUGAGUGCAGUCGGCUGUACACGGAGGCGGCGGCAGCGGCGCCCCAAGAGCUGCGCACCUGGUGGGCCAUGAAACACGCCCGGUUCGCCUUCAAGAUUCUGAACAAACCUGACAAGGCGCUGGGUAUCCUACGCACUGCCGUAAAGAAUGACCGCUCCAACGCGCGUCUGUACCUGCACAUUCUGGACGUGUGCUACCAGCGGCACCCGGUGGACGUCAGGGGUGUGAGCGCCGCGCUCACUCUAGCGCUCAACAGCAAGGAUCUCUCCGCUCGCGACAAGCUCGGCUUCCGCCGGAAGCGGGUGGAGUUUUUCGAGGAGUUCGGCUGUCUGUCCCAGCUGCGGACCGCGGAGGAGGAGCUGGAGAGUGAGGAACGCGCGCUGCUCGCCGCCGAAAAGAAACUCGCCCGGCAGCAGGAGAAGGAGCAGGAGCGACUGGAGCGGGAGCAGCAGGAGCGGGAACAGCAGGAGCAGGAGCAGCGCGAGAAGGAGCAGGCCAAGGCGGGAGCCAAGCGCAAGAGCAAGGGCAAGAUGGACCCGACGCCGCCGCCGCCACUGCCAGAGAAAAAGCCGGAGAAUGAGGCCGGUGAGUUGGCUCCGGUGACGACGGUGACCACUCCGUGUCCCAACUGCGGCUGGAACGGCUCGGCAGGCGCUGCAGCGGCGGCGGAUCAGACUGCCGCUGCCGCCCCCGCCGCCGAGCCGCCGGCCGUAUACGACCAGGUGCCGCCCACGUGGGACCUCACAAUGAGCACACAGGCCUACGGGUACGGCAACGACCCGCAGUACAAGUGGUUCCAGGAGCGCGGCUACCGGGAGUACUCGGCCCGCGAGGCCGGCGGCUACCCCGCCUCGCUGCUCGACCCCGUAUCCUCUGACGAGGAGUCCUCUCAGGAGCCGCCUCAGGCCAAACGGAGAGUCCUGCUGCCCGACCCGGUGGUGGUGGGGAAUCAAAUCGUCACCAGGGACGGACGGAGGGUGCCGCGGUAUGUGAUCCAGCCCCGGGCCCCGACUCUGAGGCCGAUGGGCCGGCCGGGCGGACAGAUGGCCGUGGAACAGCCCACCGACGCGCCCGGACAGCAGGAGCCGCAGCGGCGUAUCCCGCAGCUGGCGCGCCUUCCGACGCCGCUGAUGCAGGACAGCCAGUGUACCAACGUGCCAGACUGGCUGGUCAACGAGGGAGGCGAGCUGCUGCUCUCUGAGACAGAGAACGGGCCGUCCCGCAUCCGCUACUGGCCCAACUUCAUGAACAGGAGGGGCGUCAUGCGAAUGUUCCAGACACUGCGCCGGUACGUCAAGUGGCACCAGACGCGCCAGGUGGCGGCCGAUGGACGGUUCGUGGCACUGAAGCGACUGGUGGCCUGGUUUGGGCCGUGCGGGCUGGACGAAUCCGGCCUGAAGAUGCCGUCCAACGACAGCUGGUCGCCCGAGCUGCUGGACCUGCUGCAGAGCCUGUGCCAGUUCGUGGGCCACGAGUUCAACAGCUGUCACCUGAGCCUGUUCCGCACGGGUAACGACGUACACGAGUGGCACGUGCACGAUCAGCCGGCGCUCGGGCGCCACCCCACCAUCGCGAUCAUCUCACUAGGUGCGAUUCGGUGUUUCGAGCUGCGGCAGCUGGGCUGCGAGCGGCCGCGCUUCCUGAGGUUCCCGCUGUUCCCGGGCAGUGUGCUGGUGAUGGAGGGCGCCACUCAGCAGGACUGGCAACACCAGAUCCCUCGCGAGGCUCAGGUGAAGGAGGAGCGAAUCGAGCUUCAGUUCCGCGUCAUGUACGACUUGAAGGACGCUCCGGGCGCCGGGCGGCCCCGGCUCCGGGAGCCGCCGAUGUGAAAAGAUUCAAUGCUCAGUGACCUCCAACUAUCUCACUGCCGGGGUUCUACUCGGGUUUGGCUCGGAUUUGACGGCCUCAGUACACCGGUGGUUUCCGUGCGCUGUGUCGGUGACGUGUGGAGGAAGCUGCACGAUGUGAUUCAGGUCUCGAGAUGCUGUGCCACCGUGAGGCGACCAAGAACUGAUUACUGUGGGAGGUACCUGACAAGUGACUUGUAACUAGUUACAAAGUUUUCGAUAGUCACAGAGGGUGUAAGUGCGCACUUUGCUGCCAGCGAUUUGGAACCAUUUUGUCAUCAGCAUUUAGAAUGUAUUCAUGCCAUGAGUGCUGAGUUUGCACACCUGCGUGUUUCAUGUUGACUGUGACUGCGGGGUGUAUCAGAAUAGAAUUACUCUUUCUGUA
This is a messenger RNA of Amphibalanus amphitrite, 4688 nucleotides long. RefSeq lists its product as uncharacterized. Gene Ontology annotation, molecular function: protein binding. The transcript has 20 exons. The coding region runs from base 182 to 4285 and encodes 1367 amino acids. The record is from RefSeq and is a predicted model, not a curated record. NCBI's taxonomy places the organism in Eukaryota, Metazoa, Arthropoda, Thecostraca, Balanomorpha, Balanidae. Gene Ontology annotation, biological process: mRNA 5'-splice site recognition; RNA processing. Gene Ontology annotation, cellular component: U2-type prespliceosome; commitment complex; U1 snRNP.